Molecule: messenger RNA, 3605 nt
Organism: Pogoniulus pusillus (Red-fronted tinkerbird)
Lineage: Eukaryota; Metazoa; Chordata; Aves; Piciformes; Lybiidae
Gene: TMEM125
Product: transmembrane protein 125
Exons: 2
Coding region: 530-1189 (219 amino acids)
Source: RefSeq, a predicted model, not a curated record
CCGCCUGUCGUCGGCGCUGCCCGCACCGCACCAGGAAGGGGAGACGGCAGGAGCACCUGUUUCUUGGCAGGCAGCUCCCGGAGGAAGGGAAGAGAUUUUCCCCCGUGAACUCCCUCCUUAGCUCGAUCCAGUGGCAGGAAAGCCAGGAAGAGCCGCUGCUGCCAGCCAGGAGCAGGGAGCAGCGCUGUGCUGUGGCGUGCGGGCAGCAUCUCUGCAGAUGAAAGACACGGGAAAGGAAGGACACAGCCUUAGUCGUUCGCUUGUGGUACUGCUCUGGGAGUGUUCCACCAUGUCCUACAGCUCUGCCUGGGGCGUGGGCUCAGCCCCAGUGCAUGGACCAUAACUUUCCAGGCGGUGCUACUGCAGAAAGGAGCUCCAUCAGACUCCAGAGAAUGAGUGGGCAGCAUCACCACUUGAGAAAUGCAGCUGGCUCCAUAACUGCUGUCGUCUUGGUGCUCCAGCCAGCUGUAACGGUGUAGAUUCAUCUGCGCAAGCACCAUACUGUGCCUUCCACAACCAGCUGCCCACCAUGCCAGAGCUAGCUGAGCUGAGCAGCCCCCGCACCCCGGCAGAUGCAAACCAUAUCCAGAGGAACAUCUUGGAGGAGCAUGUGGAGCUCUGGUGGUUCCAGGACCCCAAGAAGUCCAUCCUGUGCUAUGGGGUGGCUGUGGUGCUGAUCUUGGCCUGUGGGAUUGGGGGCAUCAUCUUGCUGUAUAGCACUAGCAGCCGGUCUGGGGAAUGGCGGCUGGCAGUAGGCACCACACUCUGCCUUCUGGCCCUGCUUGUGCUACUGAAGCAGCUGCUGAGUUCUGCCAUCCAGGACAUGAACUGCAUCCGCAGCCGGGAUCAGAUUGAGCUCCUGAAGAGUGGGGGCUUCUCAGACUGCCUGGUGCUGCUGCUCAGUGCCCUGGUGCUGGUGGUCUGUGGGAUUGUGCUCACCAUCCUCUCCACCACAACUAUGCAGCUCAGUCCCUCACGGCCACUGGCUAGCAUGUUCACCAGCGGGGUUGUCCUCCUGACUGCUGGCAGUGCCAUCCUCCUCUGCUUGCUGCUCUACCUUCUCUGCACCUCCUGCCGCCCGGCUGCUCCUCGGAGCCUGGAAACCGGUGAGAUCCGUGUCUUCACCAUCUCCGGCCGCCUCGCAACCAGGCGGCUUCCUGCCACCUCCAGCAUGGCCAACCUGAUCUGACCUAGGAUGCUCCUGUGUGAGCCUCACUGGAUACAACCAACCAGCAGGGCUUGUGCUGGCCUUCCCUGAAGGAAGGUUGAGCGUUGCCUUGUGCCUUGUGCUUCUUUUGGAGACGACUGGCAUUUGCUUUGCCUCAGGUGGAUGGCACAGCAAGGACUUUUGGUGCCUGGAUGGGCUUUGUGACCUGGUUUGUUAGGUGCUGGCCUGGUUGGUGGUUUAUCUCUACAAAGCCUCCUGUGACUGCUACCUGUCUGGCUCUGACCCCUGUCACAGUGUUAAGGUGAGCUUGUCCCAUAUCCCCAAGGGCCCCAGUACUUGCUUGUUUUUUGCAGUUCCUAGAGCUGUGUCAUGCACUCUGGCAGAUAAAGCUGUAAUUGUGGGUGGUAUAAAACCAGCCUGUGCUCUGCCCAGAGCUCCUGUGCAAAGUAAAGCCUCUAGCAGCUGAAAAAUGGCAGGCAACAUUCUGUGUGUCAGCAGGCAUGCAGCCUAAGUGAAGCAAGCUUGGCAGGAUGUCCAGCAUCAGAGCCUACUCCUGAGAAAGCACCUGUGUGUCUGCAGGAGUGAGCAUGGGAUUUGCACAAGAUUCUGUGAGCCUCAGCAUGGCUGGACCACACAUGACAUGCUGUUUGUGUUUGCAGUGCCAGUAUCUGUUCCACUAUCACAUUUUUGCAGCCCACCAUCUUCUGUGUUUAUCAAAGGAGUGAUCAAAGGGUGUUGGUGUCAGGGCGCUGAUAGGUUAUCAGCGCUGGACUGUGUUGGGGCUCUCUUACCACACUAACAUGCUCCAGUCACACAAGCCACAGACAGCAAGGUACAGUCAUUGGGAGAUAACGAUGGGAUGCCUGAAUCCCAGGACUAGGGCUGCUGCUCUGCAAGGACUGUGCAAGAGAGUAAAGCUUCCCAUACUGAGGCACCUCUGUGCUGCAGGAGCACCGCAUUUUGUCCUGUCCUUGCUUAUCCCCAAGUUGUUUCUAUCUCCCAAGUGCUGCAGCUGCUGUGGGUCAGAAAAGUUGGGCCUUACCUGGAGGUUUUUUGGUGUUCUAGCUUUAGAAGGUGUCUAUCACCAAGGUGUCUUUCCCAAAGGCAGACUAACAACUCAGCCUUGGGAGCUUUUCCUGUGAACUGAGGUUAAUUUAACUGUAAAAAAAAUAAUUUCUUUCAUACAGCCACAAACCAUUUCACUGCCCCUUCCACAGAUACAGAUCCUAACCCCCUAGUGAAGCUGCUGCUGUGCAACCUCUUCAUCUUCCUGUCUGCUCCCAUCUCCCCCUCAUCUGAACUGUUCUGCCUCAGUUAUUAUUUUUGGUCAUUAUUUGCUAAGUUCCUUCUGUAUUGAAAAAUGACUCAGCAAUUAUUUUUUGGUGCCUAGCAGCAAAUGUAUUUGGAAGAUGACUGUAGCUCAUUCCCUUAGUAACAACAUGGAUCAUUGUCUGUGUUACACAUGGAGGCAAUGUCGGAGCUCAGCACCAGUGAACACCACCAGAUAUACACUGGGCAAUGAGGACUUCAUCUCUUUACAUCUCCAGACCAUGCUACCCUUGAUGCACCCAGACCUCGAGAGCAUUUCUGUAUUAUCUGCUCUUGUCCUGCUGCUGCUGACAUUCUUUUCCCUGAAGUCUUGGAUUGUUCUCCUCAAAGUACUGGAAUGUCAUUUUGUCUUCUCUUUCUAGGUCUCUGUUACUUCCACAUUUUCCUCUCCCACUUUUCCCAUCAUCAGUAGAUUUUAUUAAACUGCUGUUUCACUUCCAUUAUUCUGCCCAAGAGUUUGGAGUGUGUUACUGCACUCAGGUCCUUCUGCUCUAAAUCCUCUGCAAAAAAUAAAGAGCCAUCCUUCCCUCUAAGCUGUUUGACACCAGGUCCAGCAGGACAACUGUGCCUACACAGUGAGGGUCAGGGCAGUGUUUGGACAGUUUUGCACCAUCAGCAGUGCUGAUGCUCUGUACAUCUGUGUCAGUGCAUGUGCAGUAACACCAAUCUGCACCGCCUCUGCCUGCAUCAGAGCUUUCGCAGUUACUCCCAGCUCCCCCACCCUGCAGGAGUGGACAGGGUGCAGCUGUCUGCACACCAGCUGUUUUGCACAUCUGGUUAUUUCUGUGAAGAAGGGUGACUGUGCCCAGCUGGCAGCUCUGUGCUGCCUGCAUGCCAAUGUGAAUCCUCCCCUCCAUAGCCCAUUCAAAAUACACGUCCGUGAGUUGUGCCAGAAAAGGAUGCCUGUGAACCAUACCAGCAACCUGAAAAAAUGUUGGCUGGGAACAAGCUGUCCCCAAAGAUGGUGGUUUGGGGGUCUGCCUGCCCAGGUGGACAGGCUGCAUUCCUGCAGUCACUAGCUCACCUCUGCAGCAGCAGUACUGGCUUAUUCCUUUCUUGGUUUCUGUGUUGCGUGUGGAAAUACAUAAUAAAGUGUUACAGAAGUUGA